UUUUGGCAAUGUUCAACUAAAAUUUUUGGAGAAUUUUCUUGUUAGACAUUAACUUUCUAACGUUUUCAAUAAAAUGUUGAACACAUUGGUUGAUAAAUAAAUUUCUAACAAAUUUAUUAUAACGCAUUUAGAUUCUAGAAGAAUAUUAUAAGGCAAAUUAAUUUUUUCAGAGAGAGGUGAAUCUGUUGAGAACAUCUUGAAUAAUAAAAACUUAUUGAGAAUUUUUGUCUGUGUAUUCUAAAUGUCAAUAUUUAUAGGAUGAAUAUUAAAUGUUCAAGAAUAUGAAAAAAUACUUGUUAUAUGCAGAACGUGGUGUAAAAAAAUUGAUACAAUCAUACAAAUAAGUUUUUGUAGCACGCAAGAUAUUCACCGUGAGAAGUAUGUCACUGUUGUUAGUGUCCUUUGUUGUUGUUGUGGUGUUGUUUCCAUUCCCAACAGCUCUGUGCUGGGGAAAGGACGGGCACUAUGCAGUUUGCAAGAUUGCACAGGAUUAUCUGAACCAAGAUGCUGUAUCUGCACUGAAAGAGCUUCUUCCCGAUUCCGCCCAAGGCCAUCUGGCGGCGGUUUGCUCUUGGGCCGAUGACGUUGGAUAUACCCACAACUAUCGGUGGAGCCAACCUUUGCAUUACGUUGACACCCCUGAUUUCAUCUGUAACUAUCGUUACUGCAGAGACUGUCAUGAUUCCUAUGCCCAUAAACAUGUCUGUGUCACUGCAGCUAUUUACAACUAUACAAUGCAACUCAAAUCGCAACUCAACUAUAAUUUGACAGAGGCACUUAUGUUCUUGUCACAUUUUGUUGGCGAUGUUCAUCAGCCCCUGCAUGUUGGUUUUCUUGGAGACCUAGGUGGAAACACCAUAACAGUUCGAUGGUAUCGGAGGAAAACAAAUCUUCAUCAUGUUUGGGAUGACAUGAUAAUUGAAUCUGCUCUGAAGACCUUCUACGGUUCAGAUCUUUCAACUAUGAUACAAGCUAUUCAAAGCAAUAUUACAGACAUUUGGUUAAAUGAUGUACGUGUUUGGGAAAGUUGUGCACACAACUAUACAGCUUGUCCAAAUUGGUAUGCUUCUGAAAGCAUUAGCUUAGCGUGCAAGUUUGCCUACAGGAACGCCACACCAGGAAGCACCUUGGAAGAUGAGUACUUCCUUUCAAGACUUCCUAUUGUGGAGAAAAGGCUGGCACAAGCUGGUGUGCGACUUGCAGCAAUCCUCAAUCGGAUUUUUACUUCAAAGACCAGAAUUGCUCAAUCAUAGCAUCAAAACAAAACAAAUCCAGAAGCCAGUUCCUUCCAUAGCAGAUAGAUAGAUAGAUAGAUAUCGCUGUGAAAUGUGAAAUCCUUUGGGCAAGUGUACUAAAGUUUAGACUUGCUAAUUCUUACAAUAUAGAGUAACACAAGUAGUAUCUGUUUUGGUUGGUGUAUUUGGCUCCUGAUUGAGGAUUGCAUAGGACAAGUUGGUUGAUUCAAUGAAGCUACCUCAUAAGGACCAUUCAGUUACAUUCAAAGACUAACAUGUUAAUGUUCUGUAUCUUAUCUUCAUUUGUGCCAUUUCUUAAGGUUCUUGUACUGAUCACCUUGACACCCUAGAAACUAUUUACGUCACGUUUAUGCAACCUUUUUCUAAACUUCUAAGCACGUGUGUUUAAAGAAAAAGCACAUUUGAGAAUAUAAUUAAUGACCCAAGAAACUUCCUGCACAGCACACAACAUAUCUCUAUGAUAAAAUUGUCACAUCUUGGGUUACAUAUUCAUUGUCCAGCAACUAUUGCCAGCGGAUAUGACAUACAUAAAUUUGUGUUUAAAAAAGACCGUUCACAUCAUGAACUAAUAAAUUUCUUUCACAUGUUGGCUCAACAAAUUAUUUAUUACUCUAGCUUUUGCCAAUUGACCAACACUUAAUUGAUUAAUUGUUUUAUAGUAUUGUCCUAUCCAUAAUCAUUCACAUCACAUGGCCAAUUUUCAUCUUCAAUGUCAUGAAAUAUAUAUGAUAUAGUUGGUUACUCUUAUCAGUUAUCACUAUUUCAUAGCAUAGAGUCAUACAUAAUUGAUAAUUGCUUCCUUAUUUUGCUGCUUGUUGUAUACGAAAGGCUAACCCAAGUUUGUAUGUAUCAAACACGACACACCCAUCUUUCCAUAAUUUUGCUCCAUAGAACAUAAUUGCUCAUGCUUGAAGCUUGUGUUUUUUGAUGUGUAGGAAUCACACUAACACGUUGCUUGUAGAGACUUCAUG
Messenger RNA from Arachis stenosperma, 2227 nucleotides. Its product is annotated as endonuclease 4-like. The record is from RefSeq and is a predicted model, not a curated record. Bases 381 to 1253 code for a protein of 290 amino acids. The transcript has 9 exons. Gene Ontology annotation, biological process: DNA catabolic process. Lineage: Eukaryota; Viridiplantae; Streptophyta; Magnoliopsida; Fabales; Fabaceae. Gene Ontology annotation, molecular function: nucleic acid binding; endonuclease activity.